This is a messenger RNA of Varanus komodoensis (Komodo dragon), 6301 nucleotides long. It is a transcript of the gene FNDC3A, whose product is annotated as fibronectin type III domain containing 3A. The transcript is spliced from 25 exons. Bases 433 to 3828 code for a protein of 1131 amino acids. NCBI's taxonomy places the organism in Eukaryota, Metazoa, Chordata, Lepidosauria, Squamata, Varanidae. Gene Ontology annotation, molecular function: protein binding. The record is from RefSeq and is a predicted model, not a curated record.
UUAUGUUGGAGAGGGUGACACUCUGUUCUGAAGACGCUUAGGUUCAUGGUCUUUGGAGAAUGCCUUCUGUAAUUAUAGUAACUUCAAGAAAAAUGUUAACAAAGUUCCUAUAAUGCUCUGAAUGUGUGUGGAGGCUGUAAUUGUACCAGAUCUCUUCUUUCCCUGUGUGUUCAAAGUGGGUAUCCUAGAAAACAACUUGAUGGCUAAUGCAGAAUGGGGUACAGCCCUAAUUUAAAAGCAGUGGAGAAGAGGCCAUGCUGUUGAGAUCUUCAUCUUAUCCAGAUUCACAAACCAUGGACAAGCCACAAUUGCUCUAUAAUCUCAAGAGUCGCGGAAGAUGUUAUCCUUGUACAAGUAAACCCAGGAGAGACUUUCACAAUUAGAACUGAAGAUGGACACAUCCAGUGUAUUCAAGGUCCAGCACAUGUUCCUAUGAUGUCACCAAAUGGUUCUGUACCUCCAAUAUUUGUGCCUCCUGGCUAUGUAUCUCAGGUGGUGGAAGAAAAUGGAGUUCGGAAGGUCAUAGUUAUGCCGCAUUCUACUGAAUUCCAUCCAUCCAUCCAUCCACCUCCUCCACACGUGCCCCAUUAUAUGCACCCACACCCUGCCUUGCUUCCUCAUCCUCCUCACCCAGUUUACCCUCCAGUUCCAGGGACAGGAGAAAUACCACCGCAGUUCAUUCAUCAACACCCGCCGCCUCCCUCACCACAUCUUUAUCAGGAGCAAGAGUCCCGUUCCCAUGGCAGAACAAAUUUUGUUCAGCGAGAUGAAAGGACUCUCAAAAUGCAGGAGCAUUUGAAGAAAAGGCUAAAAGAUCGGCAAGCUAGCGGACAUACAAAUAGUAAAACAAACAGUCCUCCUUCUUCGCCUCAUAAAGUUAACAAUAGCGCCAACAUUCAGAAUGGAUAUGGAAAGGGACAACAAGGGUCAGGAGGACAGAUAAAGCAGAAGCAAGUAGGAAAAACCAGGGGAAGCCCCAUCCCAUCAGCUGAUUCAGGAAUGGGAGAAUCUGACACAGAAUCUAGAAAGUCUGAAGACCUCUUGAGCUUCAGUAAGCCUACAAUCUCUGAAAUACAGGCAAGAUCAGCAGUCCUGUCCUGGAGUUCUCCAGUUGCAUUGCAAAAUGAAGAAACUCAUAAUCCCACUCCAACAACAUUCACUUUUGAUGUGGCAAUCUCAAACAGCGGUAAAAAUGGAAAAUUUAAAUCUGUUUAUGUUGGUGAAGACACAACUUUUAUCCUUCCUGAUCUCAGACCAGCAACUGAUUACCACGUCAGAGUCUCAGCUUCCAGUAGUUCCACAAAGGAAGUUGUUUCAGAGCUGGCUAGUUUUACUACCGAGAGCUGUGAACCAGACCCUCCAGCUGCACCGAAAGUGGUCAACAAAACCAAAAAUAGCCUGAAUUUACAGUGGAAGUCUACUAAUGACAAUGGCUCCAAAGUAACCAACUACCUUUUAGAAUGGGAUGAGGGGAAGAAUGACACAUUCAAGGAAUGCUACUAUGGGCAUUUAAAGCAGCACAAAGUCACCAAGCUGACCCCCUCUACAAAAUACACAUUCAGGUUGGCAGCCAAAAAUGACAUUGGAAUGAGUGGGUUCAGUGAGACAUUGGUAUGUUACACAAUAGGAAUUGUCCCACCACCACCGCUUCCCCCUCGGCUAACUGAAGCAGGGGUAACAUGGUUAUCCCUGAAAUGGAGUCCUCCAAGUGGAAUAUCUGCAGAUGACUCUCUGACCUACAUUUUAGAAAUGGAAGAGGAAGGUUCUGAUUAUGGUUUUCAAGCAGGGUACAAUGGAGAUGAACUUUCUUGCACUUUAAAAGACCUUAGGAGGAAUACUUCUUAUAAAUUUAGGGUAUUUGCUCAUAAUACUGAAGGAAAAAGUGGUCCUAGUGAGGUAGCAGAAUACAGCACAAGCCCUGACAAACCUGGACCUCCAAGUAAACCAACUGUAAAGGGAAAGAUUCAUUCACAUACUGUGAAAGUUACCUGGGAUCCACCAAAGGAUAAUGGAGGGUCAGACAUCUCUAUGUAUAUCCUAGAAAUUUCAGAAGGCUCAGCCGGCAAUAAAUGGGAGAUAGCCUAUAGUGGUUCCCUGAGAGAACAUGUGUGCACUCAUCUCAAGCCUGGGGCUUCCUACAGACUGAGGGUUUACUGUAUUGGUCGAGGAGGCCAAAGUCAGGCAUCUGAUGCACUCACUGUUCAAACAGCCGCUGUUCCUCCUGGCCCAUGCCACUCUCCGUGUCUGGUGGGCAAAGCCAAACCUAAGGAAAUUGCUCUUCAGUGGGAACCCCCUUCCGUGGACGGUGGCUCAGAGGUGGCAGAGUACAUUGCAGAAAUGGCAACCUCUGACCAAGACGAUCGCAGGCAGAUAUACCGUGGCCAGUUGCCAGAGUGCACAGUGAAUGGUCUCCUGCCUGGGAGAACAUACUGCUUCUGGAUUCGGGCAGCCAACAAAGCUGGGCUUGGCCCUUACUCAGAAAAAGCAGAGAUUUCCACAGCUCCAGGACCCCCGGAUCCAUGCUGCACCCCCUUGCUAACUUGUAGGACAGCUACUUGCGUAGUAGCCUCAUGGGAGAGUCCAGCCUGUAAUGGAGCUGAAGUGAGUGAAUACAGACUGGAGUGGGGCCAGGUGGAAGGAUCGAUGCAUAUAAUAUACUCCGGCCCUCUUCUGAGCUAUGAAGUGAAAGGGCUUACGCCUGCCACCACAUAUUACUGCAGAGUUCAGGCUGUGAAUAUAGCUGGUGCUGGAUUGUUCGGGGAAAUCGGCAUGGUGACGACCCCAGCUUCUGUGCCGGCUGCAGUCGCAGUAUUGCACUUGCUUGAAGAAGAUGAGAUGGAAGCCCCUCUUCCUCUCUCAACGUGCCUUGCUCUUCACUGGGAGGAGCCCUGUUGCCAUGGGGCAGAGGUCAUUGGCUACAACAUAGAAUAUGGGGAAAAACAGCUCUUAACUGUUGGCAGAGUUACAAGCCAUGUUCUGGAGAACCUGCAACCUGACACUUUAUACAGAAUCCGAAUCCAGGCCUUCAACAGUCUUGGAACUGGUCCCUUCAGCCCUUCCAUUAAAACGAAAACAAAGCCUUUGCCUCCUGAUCCUCCACACCUGGAAUGUGUAGUCUUCAGUUACCAGAGCCUUAAGCUGAAAUGGGGUGAAGGCCCUACCAGGGUUUUAGUCCCCAACCCUACACAGUUCAACCUACAGAUGGAAGACAAGUUUGGCAGAUUCAUCACUGUCUACAGUGGACCUUGCCACACAUACAAAGUUCAGCGACUUUGUGAAUCCACAACGUACUUCUUUAAAAUCCAAGCAUGCAACGAUGCUGGUGAGGGAGAGUUUUCUGAAGUUUACGCAUUCACAACAACCAAAUCUCCACCACCUGCUUUGAAAGCGCCCAAAGUCCAUCAGCUGGGAGAUAAUGCCUGCGAGGUGACAUGGGAGCCUUUACCGCCUAUGAAAGGCAACGCCAUCGUUUACAUUUUACAACUUGCCAGCGGGAGGGAAGUUGAUCAGGUAUACAAGGGACCAGAGACUUCAUUCCGUGUUAUGAACAUGCAGACAAACUGUGAAUAUCGAUUCAGGGUGUGUGCUGGGCGGCAGUAUCAGGACUCUAGUGGAUUGCAAGAGCUGUACGGACCUUACAGUCCUAGCACGGCUUUCUCAUCUCAGAAGCAGGAGCUUGUUCCGCAGUGCUCAGACAUCAGCCCAGACCUCACGAAAAGCAGGAAGAAGGCGUUCACUGACGAACAGUUUGCUUUUCUGCUUCUCGUUGUCUUUGCAACAGUUGCCAUUUUGUUUGCUGUUAUCAUUCAAUAUUUUGUGAUCAAGUAAGCAGGCGACCCUAAGAAUUGACUGCAUUACUCAGCUUAUUAUUUUUCAUGCAGAAGUUUAUGCCUUUGGUAUUUAUGUAAAUUCCAAUUAAAUUGCUAUAGCUGGGAAUGAUUGUAUAAGACAGACAUUUCCAUUGUUGCUGCUGACUAACAGCAAGACAGGAUAGGUAGAAACUCCCCUUCCCUUCCCCAGCAACCAUACCUCCUGGGAUAGGAGAAGUUAGAGGGAAGAAAUGAAGAGAAGAAAAUCCCUAUUAUAGCACACUUGUGCAACCUCUAAUCAGGGUUAGCUGUUUAAAACAGCAAAAAGAAAAAAAAAAACGAAAAAGCUGCCUUAACACGCACUUGUGAUUCUCAGAGCUUGACUUUAUUCUCACAGUAAGAUCUUUAUUUUUGAGUACAGCAAAGUGAGGGGUGGGGGAAAACCAACCACUUCAGCCCAAGUCUUGGCACGUGUGUGAUAACAGCAGCAAAGCUUAGAACAGGACUGUAUUACCAAACAUUGCUAGAGCAUACCACAUUUGAGAUACACUGUAGAAAAAAUCGAAACCAAAACAUCCGCUUUCACUUCAGCGAUAGUGCUACUUUUAUUUUGCGAGUUGUUUUAAUCGUUGGGGUUCCAAUAGUUUAACACAACAUCAAGAGCCAGUGGUAGGAGAAGACGUCGGCAUCCUCAAGAGUUUUUUUUAAUCAGAAGUGCUCAAGGCACCGAAAUCAUCUGCACACAGAGGGAUCUGCAUUGGUAUGUGAUGUGGCAAAACUUGUCCCCUUGUAUACUGUACAUUUCUAAAUGAAAUGCUUUCUGUCGUUGGUAAACAACUGUUGGCCCAACCCAGAGUUCACUCUCAGUGCCUGAGAGAACAGUAACACCUGUGCUUCUGACUUAAACCGCUGCAGUGUUUUUUUCAGAGGAAAAGCACAGAUUUUUGGUCUUUAAUGAGAACAAAAGUGCAUUUAUGAUAAAUGUUUCACUAUUUGGCUCAAACUGAGCAAAUGUUUUUUGUACUAUUCUUAAUGUGAAAUUUAAAAAGAAAAUCAAACUGUGGUUUGUUUUUGUUCCCUCCCCCCCCUUCUUGGGAUGCUCUUCUAAUGUAAUCCAACUGAUCAAGUCACAUGUGAAAAUGAAUUUUCUUCUAAAAGUUUAGAUAUGAGUUUUAAAGGAAUUGCUCCCUCUUCCGUAGCAAUUCCAUAUUCCAUUGUUUUUGUGCUUCACGUCUUUUCUGUUUUGUGAUGAAAACCUUCAGUGACAGGUCUGGCUGUGGAUGGAAUAGUGUUUGUGUUUUGUUUUUUGGGGGGUGGAUAUCAUGCACUACAUAGAACUGUUCUUUGUCAAGCCUCUGCAGCAGGUACCUGUGAAGUAAUUAAAUGUUGUCUUUAGAUUCACGCUCUCUUGAACGCUGGAAAACCGCCCAUUUUAUUUUCAACGGAGUCAAGUGAAAGGGGCCGUGCAUUUUGUUAGGUUUUGCAUACUGGUGAGGACUCAACAGCUAUACUUUAUGAAACAUCAGAAUGCUUGCACUUAUAUGUGAGACCGUGGGAGUAAUGUGUAACUCAUUUUAGCUCAACAUGUGUCUGUUUGAGAAAAUAGAACAUCAUAAAGUGUUUCUCAGCUGACUGUUAGUUCAUGAUGAUAGCUUAUGGUUUGUAGCAUUGUGUUUGCAUUUCACAUCUGGGGGAAAAACACACACACACACACACACACACACACACACACACACACACACACACGAGACGACAUAUCACUAUCUUAAAAGUAGAUUUUAUGGUGCAAUCUGAAAUUAACCUUUUUCAAAAAUGUACUCUCCUCUUUUGUGAUCUAUUUAUUUUGAUUUUAAAAAAAUUCUGGAAAAUGUAUGUUUGAAUGUAUUGUUCUACUUGUAGCAGAACUUUUAAGUUAAUCAUUUAUUGUAAUGGAAGACCCUCUUCAGUGUUGGAAAGAGUUUUAUACAAAUGUUAGUGUCCUUAGUUUGCAGGAACGUUUACAACAUGUUCUCCUUAAUUUCCUUUCAUAUUUCACUUUUUUAUGAAACAAUAGAUUGUUUUCAGCAGAUUUCUGUUGCCAAAGCAUGUGUUUUUGUUAAACUCUGACAAAAAUGAUUGGGGGGGGGGUCUGAAUGAAUUGGCAAUAGUAUGUCAGAUACAUUUUUUAAAAUUAGGUUUUCUGAAUAAAUACUAACCAAAAUUGUGACUUCCUAGAAAGUUAAAGUUUAAUUUGUAUUUGUAAUUGCCACAAACUGUUUAUAUUUCCAGAAUGUUUACUGGAAAGCAUAAUGUAGAAUUUUAUAUUUACAACUAUACAUUCCAGAUAGAUGUAAUCUAGUGGCAUUAAUGUAUUAGAUCUCCUUUUCUCUUGUAUUGUAAUUUUGCUGUAUUUCAUACUUAUGUUAAACCUGCCAGGCAUUGUAUUACUAAAUUGUAACUAUCAAAUAGAUAAUAUAUUUAAUAUGGCCAAUAAAAAUAUAAAAUUGUUCACA